AUGACCGAGCGUACAAUAUUUGAAACUACGGUCGCUGAGGCCAGGUCGGCAAUUGAGCCACCCAGAAUCCAGUCAACGUCCUUGACCCCGGCUUCUCCCCAUGCAACAGCCCUGAGUGCGACAAAUUCUGAUGCAGCAGUCAGUGAUGCAUUAGCCGAUGGCUCUGGCCGGGGCUAUUCUCCAAUUUCCAUGGUGAUGAUGGUAGUCUUUAGCGGCCUCGCAAUUGGCUCCGAUGGCUUUAAUGCCUCAGUUAUCGGAAACAUCGAGUUAUUAAUGGAAGUCAUCUAUCCCCAAUCCCUAACGACCGCCGUCGCCGCCCGCCUUUCAAACGCCUUCAUGGUCGGCAUGAUCAUUGGGAUGCUAUCUUUUGGGUAUAUCUCAGACAGAAUGGGUCGCAAAACCGGGGCUAUCUUGACGACGACCAUUCUGGUUCUGGGUAUUGCUCUCAGUGCUGGUGCCAGCGGGUUAACAGAAGAUGGGAUGUUCUGGAUGCUGAUAAUUGCCCGAGGGAUUGCCGGUGUCGGAGCUGGAGGAGAAUAUCCGGUGGCCGGUGCCAGUGCAGCUGAAGCUACCGAUGAGACUGCACGCUUUCGUCGACGAAGAGGCUUUAUUUUCGCCAUGAUCGGUGAUCUCUCUGCGUCUCUGGGGUUUGCUUUUGGUGCCCUAGUGCCACUCGUCUUGCUCUUGUGCUUCCAUCAACAAGUAAGAAAUUACGAGGCUGUAUGGAGGGUCUCGCUUGCUAUGGGUGCGAUUGCACCUGUUUCCAUAUUUUGGUUUCGCUAUCGCAUGGUCAUGAGCUCUGCCUAUCGAAAGAGCUCAAUGAGGAAACAAACAAUUCCCUACUGGUUGGCCAUCAAGAAGUACUGGAGGCCGCUUCUUGGCAUGUGUGGGACAUGGUUCAUCUACAACUACAUUUCUUAUCCCUUCGGACUCUUUUCCUCCACAAUCGUGGGCCGAGUGAAUCUUUCUUCAUCAUUAGCGCUCACAAUGGCGUGGGGAACAUUGAUCAAUUGCUUUUACAUUCCAGGCGCAUUUAUUGGUGGUUUCCUGUCUGACCGAAUUGGGCGUCGACGGACCAUGGCAUUGGGCUUUAUACUUCAGGCAAUUCUUGGCUUCAUCUUGGGUGGCGCAUUGGGACCAAUUCAGACCAAGUUACCUCUCUUCACUGUUUUAUAUGGCAUCUUUCUUACGCUUGGUGAGAUUGGCCCCGGUUCCACUGUCGUCUUAACCGCAAGCGAGAGCUUCCCAACAGCCCUUCGUGGUCAUGGAGUCGGCCUCGCGGCUGCCUGGAGCAAAGCCGGAGCAGCUAUCGGUACUCAGGUCUUCAAGCCCAUUCUAGCCAUCUGGGGAGAUGAUGAGCUUCAUGGAACGCAGGCUGUGUUUUUGAUCGGAUCCGGCUUUGCCAUCGUCGGCGCUUGCCUUGCGUGGUUCGUUCUCCAAGACAGCGAUAAGAUACUUGAUCACGGCGAUCAGGAGUGGAAGGAUUAUCUUUCUGCCCAUGGCUUAACCAACAUCGAGUGGGGUGAUCACAGGCACGGCCAGCAGCUCGACCUGGAUGUUAAAUUAACUGAGUGA
Molecule: messenger RNA, 1575 nt
Organism: Penicillium macrosclerotiorum
Lineage: Eukaryota; Fungi; Ascomycota; Eurotiomycetes; Eurotiales; Aspergillaceae
Exons: 3
Coding region: 1-1575 (524 amino acids)
Biological process (GO): carboxylic acid transport; transmembrane transport
Cellular component (GO): plasma membrane
Molecular function (GO): carboxylic acid transmembrane transporter activity
Source: RefSeq, a predicted model, not a curated record